GAUGUAGUUCCAACGCGCGCGCGGCGUUUGAUUGUAGUAGGCUGCACAGUUGAGCUUCGGCUGCUAGGUGUGCUUCAGUUCCCUCUGCGUUCAGAUCUUUUCAGAGGAAUACAAACCACACCAAUAGGAAAAUAGUGAUUGGUAAGAAGAUAUGCCGAAGAGAAAGAGAUCGUUGCUCCAAUCCAGCUAUGUGGAAAAAAUAUCUGGGGAUGGAAAAUUAAGCACAAAGCCGGAGAAAAAUACAGAAUCUACCCAAGAUGUUGGGAAAAAGAAGAAAAGGAAAAGCAUAGCAAAGAAAGAUGGAACCUGGUUGGUGACUUGUGAAAACAAAGAGGGAGUGAUGGAUUUAAAGAAGCUGGAAAGAGGUGAGAACUGUAUUGAGUGUGAGGGCCUGUGGUUUACCCCACCUGCCUUUGAGGAUCUAGCAGGAAAGGGUUCCUGUAAAAAAUGGAAGAGAACAAUUUUCCAUGAAGGAAGGCCUCUGGGACACUUUUUUUCUGAAGGUAUCCUUUCAACGGUUGGAUAUCUAAGACGAAGAUCUGAGCCUAUGAGGCAGAAGGUGGAGGUGCCAUUGAGAAAAGACAGAAGGAAGUCAACAAACGCUGUCACAUUCCUGGGAACUAGAAGCAGAAAGUACAGAUCCUUCAACUCAGUGACCCAAAUAAAAGUUUCCUCAGAGAUGACGGACAUAAAGUCUACAGAGGAUCCUGACAUGAGUACUGCUAAAGGCUCUGAUGCGUUGGAUAAUGGACACAGAAGUAAUUUAGAUGGGGAACAAGAGCCAAAACAAAGAAAAACUACUGAGGAGGAUGUGCUUUCAGCUCCAGAAUCCGCAAAAGACCACAACACUACAGAAGAAAGGUGCUAUGACCCCGACAACACUACAGCUAAGAAACAGAUGAAGAUGAAAUCACAGCUAAUCAUAAAAAGGCUCUCUAUGAAGAGAACAUAUAAGACAAGAGGGCGACCAAAAGACAGUUGGUGUGAGCCUUUGGACAAUAACACAGAGAACAAUGACCCUAAAGACGCAACAGAAGCUGUAGGGAAAAGAAAUGCAAUGGAGUUGAACGGCAAAGAUGAUAACCUCACAGCUUCCCCUGAGGAGGUGACCGUAACCAGUGAUCAUGAAGACAGGACUGAGCUGCCUGCUGCACCCCUAAAUCUGACACUUUGUGUUAACGACGAUGACUCUAAUAAAGCCGAAUCCGAGAAUGGAGAAACAGAAUUGGAAGGAUUAGGGACAAGCAUCCAACUCUCAAAUGGAUUUCAUGCCUCUGAAAUUGAGACCAAAACUACAGCGGUCUCUGAAGGAUCAGAUGUGGAUUCACUGGAUCUGGAUCAACUGAAGAAGGAAAAAAUAAAAAUGCAGCUGAAGGUUUUAAGAUUGCAAGAGGAGUAUUACACGUUGAUGCUAAAGGACUUAAAAACAAAAGAUCUGAACUGCUCAAAUGAGAACUGAUUUUCUGACUACAACUAGGAUCAGUAGAGCUACAACCAGUAUUUGAAGAAAUUAGUCAUACUGACACAUCGAUUUAGUUGAUGUAAAUUUUAAAUUCAAAAUGUGAAUUUUUAUGUUUUUUUUUAACUUUUCCAUUUUAAAUGUGUUUAAGAUUGAAGACCACUUGUUUUUCAGAGACCAAAGUAAUGGUUUCAAAGUGUCCAGCUUAUAAUACAGUUCAUAAAGUGCAGCUUUGUAUGGUGAUUUAUACAAUGAUGUGGAAGUAGUCAAAAAAAUAGAAAAACCCAUCAAACCGGCACUCCACAAUGAUAUUUUAAAGUAUUCUUCUAUGUGUCCAGUUGAACCCGUUACUGGUGAAUGUUGUUAUAUAAGCUAAUUCAUAGCUAGAUUUGUCUCCUAGCAUUUAUUUUGUUUACUUCUUUGGUUCAGCAUGGUAACUCUGAUACUGCUAAUCUGUUUU
This is a messenger RNA of Cyprinodon tularosa, 1919 nucleotides long. RefSeq lists its product as uncharacterized. Gene Ontology annotation, molecular function: DNA-binding transcription activator activity, RNA polymerase II-specific; RNA polymerase II cis-regulatory region sequence-specific DNA binding. Gene Ontology annotation, biological process: positive regulation of transcription by RNA polymerase II. The coding region runs from base 152 to 1459 and encodes 435 amino acids. Lineage: Eukaryota; Metazoa; Chordata; Actinopteri; Cyprinodontiformes; Cyprinodontidae. The record is from RefSeq and is a predicted model, not a curated record. The transcript is spliced from 11 exons.